This is a messenger RNA of Seriola aureovittata, 2441 nucleotides long. RefSeq names its product oligodendrocyte-myelin glycoprotein-like. Gene Ontology annotation, biological process: neuron projection regeneration. The transcript is spliced from 2 exons. Gene Ontology annotation, molecular function: protein binding. Lineage: Eukaryota; Metazoa; Chordata; Actinopteri; Carangiformes; Carangidae. The record is from RefSeq and is a predicted model, not a curated record. The coding region runs from base 264 to 1664 and encodes 466 amino acids.
GAGUCUGCAGUGCCUGAUCGCGCUAACCCAAAGGAUCCAAGGGGCAAUUUGAACUCUCUGUUCUUCAAAGAGGACAAAAGGACCAAACUGAGAGGGCAACCUCAAAAACCUGCAGUGGACAAGUGAGCAAGGGUCAAAUUCUUUGAGAGUCAUUCAGGCAUAGAAAAACAUUCACCUUCAGCAGAGCAGCAGCUGGAGAGCAGGCAAAGAGGAGAAGGGCUGGACAGCAGAAAGCAGCAGAGAAAAGUGACUGGAAUGAUAAGAUGAGGAGCAGACAUGUGCUCCUGAAGCUUUCCCCUGAUGAGGCCCUUCUGGGACUACUGCUUGUGUUGUUGCUGGGGCUGCACGUCCUCGCCGUGUGUCCCUCCAUGUGCUCCUGCAGCCGCAGCCACAGGGAGGUGGACUGCUCCUGGAGAGGUCUGAGACAGUUGCCCGAUGGCUUUCAGCACAACAUGCGCUCCCUUAACUUGUCCCACAAUCGGUUUCACAACCUGGACAACCAGCUGACCACGUACACCCAUCUCCGCUUCCUUGAUUUGUCUCAUAACCGGCUGAGCCACCUGCCCACCGGCUUGCCUCGCUCCCUCUGGCAUCUCCUCGCUGCCUCCAACCGCCUCCAGCUGCUGGACAAGAACGACACGGUCUACCAGUGGAACCUGCGCCUGCUUGACCUCUCCAACAACAAGCUGGAGCGGGUGAUUUUCAUCAACAAUACGCUGAUUAAUUUGUGCACCCUCAACCUGAGCCACAAUCACUUCUGGACUCUGCCCACCAACAUGCCGAUGCACCUGGAGGCUGUCGACCUGUCCCACAACUUGCUGGUGAAGGUGCUGCCAGGCUCUCUGGACCGGCUGCCCAGAUUAACCUACCUGUACCUGCACGCCAACCGCUUCUCCACUCUGCCCGCUGGGGUGUUGGACAGGAUGACGUCACUCAGAGUCAUCACUCUGGGCGACAACCCCUGGGCCUGUCACCUCUACACCGACAUCACCUACCUCCUGUCCUGGUCCCAGCACACCCCCACCCGUGUGCUGGGCUGCCCCUGCCACACCCAGUCAGUCUGUGGAGGGGUGCGCCCUGGCAGGACAGGAGGGUGGCACUUUGCUUCCUACAACCUGCCCCCCCUGGCUGCGAGUGCCCAGGACCUGAGCUCCAUACCUCCUGGUGCCAGUGUCACAGGGUGGUGGUACACUGGGUCUGCUUUAAGAACCCCACACACACAGCACCACCCCUUCACAGCCACGCCCGCCAGCAUCUCCACCGUGGCCCCCAGAAGCACAGACGCACACCUACCUGUAAAUCACCUUUCUGAAACAGGGGGCCCAGCUGCCACCCAUCACAUGACCCAACACACGGACUCUGGCUCUGAGGAAGACUCACCCAGUGACUCCCCGCACACCACAGACACGUCCUCUGUUUCUGACAUCACUGAAAGUCCCGUCAGUGCUGACAUGACGCUGGCCACAGACCGAUUCUUUACAACAGAGAACCCCUCUGCCCAGACCAAGAAAACCACCACACUACGCACCAGGAGUGUGAGGAGGCAGAAUCAGUCCCACCCCAGGAGCAUCAGCAACAGCAGCCCAGCUCCUGCCACCUGCUCCUCGCUGCCCCUCCUUCACAACCUGGGGCUUCUGUCUCUCAUUCUGCAACACGUCCUCUGAGGGAGGGACGGAAAACACUGACAGCUCAGUCUCUCUUUCCAGCAAUAACACUGGUGACUGUUUUACUACUGUUUGUACGUUAACAUCACAGAUCACAGGCUUCAGGAUGAGAAUAACUCCUGCUAUAUUCAGUGUGGUUCUCUUUCUCUUUUCUAAUGAUGCUUUUUCAGGCCUCCCAUCCUGUGUCACUGAUUUCAAAAAUAACACUGUAAUGAAUAUAGCUAAGCACAUGAUGGCACUAUACAUUCAGGCAACCAGUUUAUUAUGUACCUGAGUGUAGCCUGGUGCUUUCUGGUACAUGUUAUAUCUCAUGAAUCACUGUGUCCAUUUUUGUAAAACGGUUGGAUUUCACAGACGUUUUCUUGGUCAUAUAUCAUUUUUUUACACACUCAAAGUUCUAUUUUCCUCCUCACGAAGCUUCUGCUUGUCUUUGUCUUUGAGGCCUGCUUGUUCUAUGUAACAAAUCACUGACCCGAGGAGAUAUCUUGUCCUCACGGGACAUUAUGGUGUAAGAAACUCGUCAUGACAUGAACAGAACAGGAAACAACACAGACUCUGUGGAGUGCAGGACAAACAAACGGAUGAUGCCGUGUUUUCUAUCUUUAACAAACUCCCAGUGCCGAGUAGCUGCUUCUGUAUUUUGAUCACAUCUCAGACUUAAGUGUCCUUCAUGAUUCAGUGACGCCCGUGAAAAUUAUCUGCAUGGUGAUUGAACGUUCCAGGAAUGCUAACCUACUGCUGUAUUUGUUGCAGAGCAUUAAAGCACAGACAUUUUCA